This is a messenger RNA of Arabis nemorensis, 813 nucleotides long. NCBI's taxonomy places the organism in Eukaryota, Viridiplantae, Streptophyta, Magnoliopsida, Brassicales, Brassicaceae. The record is from the annotation of a GenBank genome assembly.
AUGUCUCUUUUCAAAACAUUCUUCUUCACGGCUCUUCUUGCGGCGGCGUUUUCAGUCUCCGCCGCUGAUUUCAACACCGACGUCGACGUAGCUUGGGGAGCCGGCCGUGGAAAGAUUCUCAACAACGGCCAACUUCUUACUCUCUCCUUAGACAAAUCCUCUGGCUCUGGUUUUCAAUCCAAAUCAGAGUAUUUGUUCGGUAAAAUCGAUAUGCAGAUCAAACUUGUUCCCGGUAACUCAGCAGGAACUGUCACAACUUUCUACCUGAAAUCGCCAGGAACGACUUGGGAUGAGAUUGAUUUCGAGUUCUUGGGUAAUCUUAGUGGAGAUCCAUAUACUUUACACACUAAUGUUUACACUCAAGGUAAAGGUGACAAAGAGCAACAGUUCCAUCUCUGGUUCGACCCAUCUGCGAAUUUCCACACUUACUCAAUCCUCUGGAACCCUCAAAGAAUCAUAUUCACUGUUGAUAAUACACCGAUUAGAGAGUUUAAGAACUCUGAAUCGAUCGGUGUUUUGUUUCCAAAGAGCAAGCCAAUGAGGAUGUACGCAAGUUUAUGGAACGCAGACGAUUGGGCAACUAGAGGAGGUCUAGUUAAAACAGAUUGGUCCAAAGCUCCAUUCAUGGCUUCUUACAGGAACAUUAAGAUCGAUAGCUCGAGACCAAACUCGAAUUGGUACACUCAAGAAAUGGAUUCAACAAGCCAAGCUAGGCUCAGAUGGGUUCAGAAGAAUUACAUGAUCUACAAUUACUGUACGGACAGUAAGAGGUUUCCACAGGGAACACCUCGGGAAUGUGCAACAAGCUCGUAG